Messenger RNA from Microbotryum saponariae, 4678 nucleotides. Lineage: Eukaryota; Fungi; Basidiomycota; Microbotryomycetes; Microbotryales; Microbotryaceae. The record is from the annotation of a GenBank genome assembly.
AUGGACAGCUCUCCCGCCUCGCCUUUGGCCCCCAGGGAUCCCAGCUCCCCUGAAUCUUCGAUCGGCGAACAAAUCGCCACUCUACAGGCCCAGCUUGCCGCUCUGCAGGCCUCGCAACCCGCCGCCGCCGCAGCCGCCGCACCCCCGGCCGUCACCGUCGUGCCGGGGAACGCCGCCACCGCAUCCAAGGUCGUGUUUCCCAAGCACGCUCGUCUGGACGGCCCCAAGUCGUUCACCAACUGGUUGCGUCAACUCCGUCUUGCACUCCCGAACCAGGUUCGUGGUUACGUUCUCGACGGUGUCGUUCCCCCGACCUGGACCGCCGACCAGCUUGCCGCACGUGACGACGCCGCCCGGGAAAUCAUCGUUGGCUCUAUCGACUCCGCCGACGUAUCGGCCACCCUCGACGCCAUCCCCAGCGACGACCUGUCGGCACCGCGCAUCUUUGCCGCUCUCAAGGCUCGUUUUGCACCGGACGACGCUACACGCACUCUCGAGUUGUUCGCUCGCCUUUGGGACUUCAGGAAGAUGCCUGCCUCCGUCGAGGCCUACGACACUUGGCUACGCGAGUACAUGUCGAUUGCUCAGGAAAUACGCGACGCCAAAACAUCGCUCAACGACGUGCUCGCCACCCACGUGCUCGCCAUGGUCCCGUCUUGCCUCGACAGCUUCCGACUCACGUUCACGGACGAGCAGCGAAACCGACGCGACCUUCCCGAACUCACGACGCUUACGGACCGCAUUCGCAUCCAGCUUCGUUCGGCAGGACUCUCGACCUCGCAUUCGGCCAUGCUUGCCACCAGCUCCCCCUGCCCCGCCUGCCGCGCUCCCGGUCACCGCCUGCGCGACUGCACUUCACGUGCGAAGCACCCGCCCACCGGCCCCUGCCGCCGAUGCCACAAGAAAGGUCACUGGGCACUCGACUGCAAGAACCGGGGUGAACAGGCACGUAGCAGCGACGACACCCAGGACGACACGUCUUCCUCCGCGGCCUCGCAACCGAACGUCGGCUAUUUCGCCUCCUGCCUCUUCGCUCGUCGCCAACUCCCAACUGACGCCUUUGUAGUCGAUUCGGGUGCCACGACACACAUGGUCGCCGACCGAUCUCUAUUCACGACUUAUCGUCAGACGGCACACACCAAGAUCGGCGGCAUCGCGGGCGGCAUCACGGCUAUCGGCAUGGGGGACGUGGCAUUCGUCGCCAAGACUGGACACCCGAUCACGCUCCGUGGUGUUCUUCACACGCCUGGCCUACACGUCAACCUCCUCUCUGUCUCUCGCCUCUGCGACACCGACCGCGUUCGUCUCGCCUUCACCAGCGACGGCAUCGACAUCGCCAAGGACGGCCGGGCCAUUGCUCACGGUACCAGGGUCAACGACGGUCUUUACCUUUUGGACGCGGAUCACACCAAGUGUCAGCAUCUGCCUUCCUCUCACGCUCUGAGUCUCCCGUGCCCCUGCUUACCCUACACCGCUGCCUCGGCCAUCUGCCCCAUCCUCUAUACAGAAGAUGAUUGCUGCAGGUUUGCUGGACGGGUUUGGGGCCGGGUACAGUGACAAAGACGUAGAGGAGUUUGUUUGCAAUGCUUGCCUUGGUUCCAAAGGUCACCGCCUUCCCUUUCCCGACUCUGAGUCGCAUUCCGCCGAGAGACUUGGCCUCGUGCACAGCGACGUCCUGUCGUUCCCCACUCCGUCCUUGACCGGGAAGCGCUACCUUGUCACGUUUCUAGACGACCACUCUCGCAAACUCUGGGCAUAUGCGAUCGAUCACAAAAGCGAUGUUUUCCCGACCUUCCAGACUUGGCUCGCCGAAGUGGAGUUAGAGACGAACGCGCGGUUGAGGAUCCUUCGAACCGACAAUGGCGGGGAGUACCGAUCAAACGCAUUCACGGAGUUCUGCAAAUCCAAGGGCAUUCGUCGUCAAUACUCUAUCCCUUACACGCCUCAACAAAACGGUCGCGCCGAACGUGUCAACCUCUCCAUCGUCGAGGGCGUCCUCGCUCUCCUUGCGGACGCCCGUCUGCCGGCCACCUUUUGGGAUGAAGCGGCUGCGUAUUUCGUUUAUUGCAAAAACAGGUGCUCACACUCAGCUUUGGCCAAACAGACUCCAGAAUCCGUUUGGAACGGCCAACGCACCACCGCCACCGCCCUCCACCCGUUCGGCUGCACAGCCUGGCUCACGGUCGCCCCGGACCUUCGCAGCAAGCUCGACCCCAAGGCGCGCGCGUGAUCUUCACAGGUUACGACCUCGCCUCCAAAGCUUUCCGUUCUUUGACCAUUCCAUCAACAAGAUUGUACUUGGUCGCAAUGCCACCUUCCUCGACGACGACUUCCCCGGCCUGCCAGUCACCACGCCCGUCGAUGCAGACGACACCGACCGUCAGUUCGUCGUUCCCGCCGACACGCCCGCCCCUGCCGUCAAGACGAGGACCCCACUAGUAAGGUCGGCGCACAUGGACGUCUCAUCCUCCCUUGAUGAUUCUGCCAUGAGCGCCGUUGACGUGGCCCAGGGUACACUGGCGGAACCUUACUUAAUUCCACAGAUACCGAAUCGUCCUCGUCACCGUCUCCUGAGCCGUCCUCGUCACCGUCGCCCACAAACCCUUUGUCACCGUCGCCUGCGCUGUCACCGUCGUUGCAGCGUCAUCGUCACCCUCGGUCUCACCGACCGACUCUGACUACUCCGCCGACCCUCUGGACCUCAUCGGCUCACAGACCCCGACUCGCCUUGGCCCACCGGACGUGCACCGCCCAGACUUCAGCACGUACCGUGAGCCCGCAUCGGCUGAGGAGUCGCCCGACGAACUCGACAUCAUUGGGCGUCACUCGCGCGAUGAAUCGCCGGAUGAAAUCGAUUUCCUCACCCAACACCACCGCGCCUUCAUCGCCACAGACGACGACGACCCCACCCUCGACGCCAUCGAGCCCGUCAAAUCGAUCACUAGCGACCCCCAGACCUGGCGCGAAGCAAUGUCCAGCGACGAGCACAACAUCUGGGCUGAGGCCGCCGCCGCCGAGUUCACCGCCAUGCGCGACGACUUCAAGGUGUUCACCAUCGAGCCUCGCUCAUCUGUACCGCCGGGCGCCACCAUCGUCACCUCCAAAUUCGUCUGGAAGACCAAGCGCAACGCAAGCGGUGAAGUCACGGGGCGGAAGGCACGUCUUGUAGCGCAGGGUAACCGACAGCGCGACGGCAUCGACUUCUCAGAAACCUUCGCACCCGUCGCCCGUUUCUCCUCCAUUCGCUGCCUCCUGGCUCUUGCCGCUGCCAAUGGCUACCACGUUCAUCAGGCCGACAUCGACAAGGCUUACCUCCACGGCGAGCUCGAUCAUGAUAUCUGGAUGACGACACCACGCGGUUUCGACUUCCCGAGCGAUAAGGUUCUCCGGCUGCGACGCUCAAUCUACGGUCUCAAGCAGGCCAGUCGCAUCUGGAAUCGUCACAUUGACACAUCACUCAGGAAUCUGGGGUACAAGGCAACAGGCACUGAUCACUGCAUUUACUCUCGCAUUGACGAUCAGCAGCGGCCUCACUAUAUCGCCUUGUAUGUCGACGACCUCCUCAUUGUCAGUCCAGCCCUCGACGAGAUCGAACGUGUCAUCUCCGGCCUUGAACAGCGGUACGGCGUCAAACGACUCGGCCCCGCGGAGUACAUCCUCGGAAUCCAAAUACGCCGCCUGGACGACGGUUCCAUUGCUCUAUCCCAGGAGCGCUACAUCAUGGACGUGCUGGCCCGUUUCCACUUCGACACCACGACACGCGCACUACGGUGCCGAUGACGCCCGGCCUCUCGCUCACGGCAAUUCCGGGUCAGGGAACGGAGCGCAUUCGUUCGUGGUACCUACAGGCCAUCGGCUCCCUCCUCUACAUCUCCCUUGGCACUCGACCCGACAUUGCCUUCGCCGUCUCGUACCUGUCCCGGUUCGCCAACAACCCCGGCCGCCGCCAUUGGAUUGCCGUCAAACACGUCCUUCGCUACCUUCGCGCCACGUACCGCGAUGAGCUUCUCUAUGCCCGCGGCCCAGCAAAAGUCACGGGUGUGGUUGGUUAUUCUGAUGCGAACUGGGGCGCCUGCGUCGACACAUCCAUUUCAACGAUGGGCUACGUAUUUUACUUGGCAGGCGCCGCUGUCUCUUGGUCGUCGAAGCGUCAGACUCGGGUAGCGGAUUCCACCACUGAUGCCGAGUACCUGGCCUUGUCGCACGCGGGUAAGGAAGCGAUCUACCUUAACCAACUCCUCUCCGAGCUCCACGUUUGCCCAAUCGCUGCAGCUCACAUCUUCACCGACAACGAGGCCGCGGCCGCCGUCGCUCACGACCCCGUUCGCACCUCCGGCACCCGGCACAUUCGCCUCCGCGAGCAUUUUGUCCGUGACAUGGUCAAUCGAGGUGAUAUCUCUCUCUCACACGUUGGCACAGCAGACAUGGUUGCGGACGUAUUCACCAAAGCGCUAGGCCCCAAGAUUUUUGGUACACAUUGCUAUGCUCUAGGCCUCCGGACGCGACAUCCACGGCUCAAGUCUACCUCGCGUUCGCGUGGGGGGGGUGUGAGGAAUCCACUCUCCGCUCGGCUCAGGACUUAGGCGCGCGGAGCGAACCGGGCGCGGACUUAGGCGCGCGGAGUGAGCCGGGCGCCCCGGCCCAGGACUUAGGCGCGCGAAGCGAGCCUGGGACUUAG